AACAACCGAGCGAAAACGUAUAAUAGGUGAAGUGACCCGUUUUUGACUAUUUUCAUCAAAAACUAAAAAAUUCAUAACUCACUCAAAACCCAUUCAACCUACUCUAGAAUGUCACCAAAUACUCUAUUUAUCUGCUCAUUCUGAUUCUGGACUUAAAAUCAAUAAAAAAUAUUCUCUUAGUUCCCAAGGUUUCUAGGAAACCUUUCGAGAAAUCAAAGUAUUUUUGUUGGUUUUUUCAACAUUUUUUGAGCUUUACAGUAUGUUGCAGAUAAAGUAGAGUAUUUGGUGGCAUUAUAAAGUAGGUUGAAUAGGUUUUGAGUGAGUUAUGAAUUUUUUAGUUUUUGAUGAAAAUAGGCAAAAAUGGGUCACUUCACCUAUUAUACGUUUUCGCUCGGUUGUUGCAUUUUGUUCUGAAACCUAACACUGCCACGAGAUUUAGCAUAGUCGAUAACCUACGUUUGCAUAUACUUUUAAGAUUUCCCUGGCUAAGGAUAGUCCGAUAGAUAGGUCUUCGGAGAACCGCUGCAGUUUCUGAACCGUGGUAGAUGGAGAUCUGGGACUUCUAUAGAUGUAAAGAGAAGAUAUCGCUCUAUAUUUGAGAUGCUUUUAAAGUCUAGGUGGUUAUGAUUUUUUUUGGAAUGGAGAUGCCUGUCUAUGCUCAUGGUAGACCUGACAGAAAAUUUUGACUUUCAAUAGAUCGAUGUCCACCGGUGUUUACUAUCGAAAAACGAAAACCGCUGAUCUCCAUCUCUUUGUGUUCAAAAGCUAUUCCAAAAAUAUCGGAGGACAGUAUAUCUUGAAAUGGAUAGUAAGUGUGUAAACCUUCUAAAGAUUCACUCGACAUCGAAACGUGUGUAGCUUCUCUUGGUGAUUAAUCUCAGUGUGUAAAGAGCUUGGUAUGUUAAAAAGGUUUCUUAUUUUUCACUAUAUCUUCAAAUGGAUAGUAGUAGCACACUUUAUUUUUUACAGUGUAUAUAACUGAACUAGGGCAUCAUUAGAUGCUAAGAUACGACAUGAAAAAGUGACUCCCUUCUAGAAUACACGACAAAGAAACAUGAUAUAGAAUGUAAAAUAACAAAUAUUCAUUUGUAGGAAUUGGCUUCAAAUCAGUAUUUAUGAUAUCUCAUCGUCCAGAAAUUCAUUCGGGACCUUAUCAUUUUUGUUUUGAUACAGUCAAUGGUACCGAACAAAUGGGUUAUAUUCGACCAAUUUGGCUAGAAGAAUACGAUGAAAUAUUACCAUCAACUGAUGAAUGGACAACAUGCAUUCGUCUACCGAUUAAACAAGAGAAGCAAGGUGAUCGAUCAAGAAAUUUUGACGAUAUUCAUGCUAGAUUAUUACUUUUUCUUAAUCGUCUUCGACAAAUUGAAAUUGUCCGUCAACAAGGAAUUAAUGAGACAAAUAAUCGAAUAUUUACUCGAAUCGAUCAUGCUAAUGGACAAAUUAUUGAAUUGCAAGAGAGAACAAAAACUUCGGAAAAAAUUACUAAAAAUUUUUGGUUUGUUCUUAAGAAAGUUAUUCAAGUACCGGCCGAACUUAAGGCGAAACUGAGUGAUAUCAAAUGUGAUGUUGAAUCUACAACAAUUGCCAUUGCUUAUCCAUUAAAUGCCAUUUAUGAAUCAUCAUCAUUUCAAAUUUUAUCAACACAACCACUCUUUGCCUAUUUACCACUUCGUUCAUAUGGUUUUCGUUUUAUUCUUCAAGCUGAUUUUGAAAUUCCAGCUACUCGACAAGAAAUUCUACGUGAUAAUGUGUGGAACGAAUGGCUCAAAACAGAAAUGAUUCAACUUGUUCCAUUAGCCUAUGAACAAUUUCAGCAUUUACCCGAACUUCUUACUUCUUCCUCACUCGAUUUUGAACAACAUACUCAUCUAUUAACAUCAAUACAAACACUCAAAUAUUUUCUCAAAUUGAUUCCAGCUCGAAAUGAAAUCGAUCCAUACUUUAAUACAUUUAUCGAUAAGAGUGUUCAAUUGCUUAUGGGCAUCAUCCAAUUUCCUGUUAUUCGUGAAGAUAAAAAUGGAAUCAUUGAAUGGAUUUCACCAACGAAAUGUAUUCUUGUUCGAGAUCCUUUUAUACGACAAAUUUUCUCUCAAGAUUUGCUGUUGUCUCAUUUUAACAGUUAUUAUCUUGAUGAACAAAUUAUCAUGGAAUGUGAUGAGACAAUUUUAAUUAGAUUAGGCUGUCGAAGACUUGAUUUUUCCGAUAUUCUACGACUUAUUCGAACAUUGUACACACAAAAUGAACAGGAACAUUCGACAAAAACAACAAGUAUCGAACAGAUCGCUCAAUGGUUCCUGUGUAUCGACUAUAGUCUACAACAAGAACGAGAAAAACCUGGAUUUAAUAUAGAUCAUAAUGAUGGAACCGAAAUGACAACAAUGGCUGAGUUGAAAAAAAUGAAAAUCAUUCCAUUACGACAACAAACACGAUUGGUAUCUGUUGAAGAAUUUGAUCAACGAGCGAUUCUAUUUCCAUUCGACAAAACAACUCCAUAUGCAAAACAUCUUAAAAUUGUUCUCGAAGAUUUACCAACAAUCGACGAACGAUUACUUGAAUUUAUUGAGAACAAGUAUCCACGACGGCUCGAUUCGAUCAAACGGUUACUGAGAGAUUUAGGUGUCAGUGAUUCACGUAACAUUCGAAAAAUAUAUUCCAAUCAUAUUUUGCCCGUAAUCUCGGAUGAUACUCAAUGGUCGACCAAAUCCGAUUCUGUACUUAUUGCCUAUCUCAUUUGUAUUUACAAAGAACUCUAUUAUCCUCAACCGGAUCUGUUUUUGAAUGAAAUUGAUAAGUUAAAAAGUAAAUUGAUUAUUAAGAUACGCGAAGGGAAAUUUGUUCGUACUAAUUCAAAUGGUGCGAAUAUCGUUCAUUUAACAUCAUUGUAUGGAUGUGAACGAUCGCUCGAUUCAUUAACUUUAUCAAUGGAUCAAUUCACAUUUAUCUCAGAUGAUUAUUAUAAUCAAUAUAGAACAGAACUCUUUUAUCAAGACACCGAAAGAAAGAAAUUCGUACGUUUUCUCAAUGAACUCGAUCUUCAUGAUUUUUUUCUAGUAAAUAUGACUGACAAUCCCUUUAUUAAUGUCGAACAGCUUGCCGGAACUCAAUGGGCUUAUGAGAUUAAAACAUUGACCCCGUUACUUUACGAACCUUUCAUAGUAAAAGAUUAUCGUUGCGAUGAAUUUGACACACUUGUUUCGUCAAAGGAUAAUAAUGAUGUCACUCGAUACACGCAGAUUCUGCUCUAUUUAGAUCGUUGGUGUCAAUCUAUGUCUGCCUUUUAUGUAGCGUCUGUUAUUCGAGCUCGUGGUCGGCAUGUUACAACACUGGCACCGGUGAAAGGUAUCGAAUCUUCGUUUUGUCUUUCGUUGAGAAAACAUAGUUGGAUACCAGUCGCUGGCGGACAAUUGUUCAAACCGACCGAUGUCUAUUUUUUACCAUUGAAAAAUCCAUUCUGUCGCUAUGUACCUCAUUUGGAUCGUUCGAAAAUAUCGUUGACGGACACAAAUUUCGUUAAUUUGCUCGGAUUUAAACAAGAAAUAACUCGAAAGACUAUAUUCGAAUUGUUAAUGAAAUGGUCGUGUAAUCUUGACAAUGAUUCAUUGUGGAAAUUAGUGAAUAUGACAUCGAAUUUAAUUCCUUGUACGAUUCCAACAACAUCACGUCAAUCAUGCCGUGAUAUAAUCGAUAACAUUCGUUGUGUCUAUAUAUUUCUCGCCUCCGACAAUGAUUCAUGUGCUCUUCUUACUCGCUUUCGUCUAUGGCCACUCGUAUUUAUUCCACGAACUAGCGAAACCGGUGACUUUUUAUUCAUUAACGAAGUAUUUUGGAAAGAUUCUGAGUCAUUGCUAACAAUGAACGAUGGUACUAACUUAGAAUCGGCACAAAACACAUCUCUAGAAUCAUAUUAUGGCAGCGAUGCUAAUUUGCAACAAUUCUUUAUUAAUAUACUCCACGUGAAACUGGAACCGAUACUUGACGAUUACCUUCCGUUAUUGUCCAACGCUGCCGACAAGAAACAUGACUAUAUUUGGAAAUGUAUUGAAGUGAUCACACGAUUAGCGUUCACACAGAAUAAACAAACAUUAGUGAAAGAUAAAUGUAUCGAUUGGGCGUUUAUUCCGUGUUUGGGAGAUAAAAACAAAUUGGUCAAAUAUACUGACCGACCAUAUUAUCCGCACGACAUGAUUAUCGCUGAUCUCUUCGCAGACACGUUAUCAAUCAUUAAGCUAUCAGAAGUAUGGCAAAAAGUUUUCAGUGGUCGUUGGCCCUAUUAA
Molecule: messenger RNA, 4277 nt
Organism: Didymodactylos carnosus
Lineage: Eukaryota; Metazoa; Rotifera; Eurotatoria; Philodinida; Philodinidae
Source: the annotation of a GenBank genome assembly